CCUGUAACACAGCGGGACAAAUCUCUGGCCGGAGAAAAUGUCUGGAAUGUUGGACAGCUACAGAACUGCCGAGAAAAUAUUGUACGUGUUCAUUGCCGUUAUUGGAGUUCCUGUGAAUUUAGUGGCGAUUGUGAUCCUGUCCCGGGGAAAGUGCGGCCUCUCUACCUGCACCACUCGCUACCUGGUUGCCAUGGCAGCGGCCGAUCUACUGAUCGUUGUCACGCACGUCUUCUUGUAUCGAAUCAGUGUGUAUUAUUUCCCGUGGAGUUUUCUGAGCAUCACCCCUGUGUGCAGUGUUACGAACGUACUGAAGUACACAGCCACAGACUGUUCUGUCUGGUUCACCGUCACCUUCACCUUUGAUCGGUUUGUCGCCAUUUGCUGCCCGAAGCUGAAAACCAAAUAUUGCACCGGGAAAACUGUGGCUGUGGUUCUGACAACAACCGGCGUACUGUUAAUUUUGAAAAACGUUCCCCGCUAUUUUUCGUUAGUACAUGCUGUGAUAAUCGAGAAUAUACCUUGGUUCUGUGUGACAAUCGACGAUUAUUUCACUGACCCCGGGUGGGUGGGAUAUGACUGGCUCGAUACGGUUUUAACUCCGCUGCUCCCUUUCGCUGGGAUCCUGCUGCUCAACGCUCUGACAGUCAGACACAUUGUAGUGGCCAGUCGGGUCCGUAAGGGGCUGAAGGGUCAGAGCAAGGGGGAGAACCGCAGUGACCCGGAGAUGGAGAGCAGGAGGAGGUCUGUGGUUUUACUCUUCACUCUCUCCGGCAGCUUCAUCCUCCUCUGGAUGACACUGGUUGCAAACGUCAUAUAUUAUCAGGUUUUGGGAAAAGGUUUUCAGUUCACUUCUUCUGAGUGGAUCUUCCACUUCGUCGGGAUUUUGCUGAGGGAUUUCAGCUGCUGUACGAACACAUUUAUUUACGUGGUAACUCAGUCGAAAUUCAGGGAGCAGGUGAUGAGCCCGGUGAAAUAUCCGGUCAAUUCAGUGCUUCAGUUCAUUAAUAAAGCCGCGUCCUAAGCACAACCCAGCGGCGGCCGCAAUGUCUCCACUCCGGGAUCCAGCACCUCACAUUCACCACCUGAUCUC
Molecule: messenger RNA, 1090 nt
Organism: Mobula hypostoma (lesser devil ray)
Lineage: Eukaryota; Metazoa; Chordata; Chondrichthyes; Myliobatiformes; Myliobatidae
Product: probable G-protein coupled receptor 139
Exons: 2
Coding region: 38-1021 (327 amino acids)
Biological process (GO): phospholipase C-activating G protein-coupled receptor signaling pathway
Cellular component (GO): plasma membrane
Molecular function (GO): G protein-coupled receptor activity
Source: RefSeq, a predicted model, not a curated record